AUGGCAAUGCCUCUCGCUUGGCCUGAAAUUGCUCAUACAGCAGAAGAUGUGCUGCAGUUCUGCAAGAUGAUUGGCAGAGGAAGUAACUACACUCAGAUUGAUGAUCUGUCACGGAAUUUGGAAAAGGGGUCUACAACACACUCUUGUUUGUUCCAGAUGAGCAGCUCAAGUCCGACAGACAUCUUGAACGAGAUUCCGAUGCUUGGCCAACAAGUUUUUGACAUGAAGCUGGACGAAGAGAGAAAAGUCAACCCUCACAAUCCUUGGAAAACUGUGCAGAUCAGCAACAACAGGGUGGUGUAUUAUGAAAGUUUUCAUUUGCUGAUCAACCGCUACACGUACAACAAGAAUCAUGGAAUCUCUUUUCACGAUGACAUUAAAGAAGGAUAUGAUGUGGACAAAGAUCCCAUUACUUCUUUCUCCUGCCGACUCGGGUCUUUGCUGGUUAUCAUCUCCAGCAGAGCACCAGAGAAACAAGAGAAGACCGAGGGCAAACGUGCGUUUGUUGUGUAUCAGCCUCCGGGAACAAUUCUUGUGAUGGGCGGCAAGUUUCAGAGAGCUUACAAACAUGGUGUACCAAGUUUUCAGGAGAUCAAAGAGCUUCUUGCUUGUGCAGACGACUUGACUACUUGGGACGGUGUGAAACUAAAAUUGGAGUGGUUUUCGAAUUCGAAAGACUUGAUGCGACAGGAAGUUAGACGUAUUGACGCCUUGAAUCUGGUCAACGAGCAAGACGCACGUUUGAACGUCACAAUGCGAUGGGUGAGAAAUCAUUCACAGCCUUUCUGUCCUCUAAAUCCCCGACUCUUGGCAAAUAUCAGUCGACUGGAUGAAGAAAAUCAUCAGCGGAGGAAUCAGCUGAAGCAGCUGAAACUGUUGAACCCGGUAUUGCAGAAAAAAACUGCAGAGCCAAAGGCAAAGGCCGCUAGCCCGGCAUUUGCUUGGAACCCGCCCGGAGGAAACAGAGCUCGUCCAAGCAAAAGCGGAACACAGGAUGUGAAUCCGGGGAGGGAAACCGAGGAGAAAGAAUCGGAGAAAGAUUCAGAAAAGGAAUUAAAUGAGAUAUUUGACUUCGUUUCUAUUAUUUCUGAUGCCCUGGAGCUGCAGAUAUUAUCAGACGAUCAGAUGAUUGGCAUGGCAUUGUGUGCCAGCCAGCAAAUUCGCAAACAUCGUUUCUCCACAUUUCAGAAACAGUACAAUCUUGGUUACAAUUUGUACAACAAGAUUUCGGCAGCGAAUAUGAAAGUGAAAGAGGAUUUAGACCCGUUACUCGAGGCUGUAGAUCGGAAACUGAGGAGAUUGAAAAACUUGCAGAUGCUUAUUGAGCUUUUGUGGUUGGACAGCGAAGGUCAGGGCAAUUUCAUGAGCUGUACUACUCUGAACCAGCAGCACGAGUUCAACAAGUCAAAUGAUCAUCUGGAUCGGGUUGUGAUGUCCUUCUUUGACUUGAACGAAUGCUUGCCUGUGGACGGCUUUUUGAGCUGGGAUCACAUGAUUGAUGAAGGAUGGCUGGUGUUCAAUUUCGACACUUUACAGGACAAUCGAAAACCCAAAGCGGAGGUAACAAAAUCGAAGAAAGGUUCACCGGUCGUAGCUGAUGUCACAAUGACAGGGAUCGUCAAAGUGAGCCAAUUUGACAUCCUGUAUAUCAAGAGAGAAAAUAUUUUGCCAGAGCAGUUCCCUUUGCGAGUGACAUUUCUUGCUGAUGCAUCAAAGAAUGUUGCUGCAAAGUGCAAGGACAAGCAAUCUUUGAGCAGUCAGGAACAAUUGAAACUGUGGAUGCAACAGCUGAUGAACUUCGUCGCGGAAUUGGAGGAAGAAAAAGGUUUCAGUCCACUUUUAGAUCGAAAAGGAUUCAUGAAAACCUGCAAAAUCGUACUGUGGACACUUCCUCUCUCUGACGCUCUGGAAUAUAAGAAUAAGAAGCAAAAGAAAGCUUCGAAUACUCGCGGUUGA
Cladocopium goreaui is the source of this 1956-nucleotide messenger RNA. The record is from the annotation of a GenBank genome assembly. Lineage: Eukaryota; Dinophyceae; Suessiales; Symbiodiniaceae.